UCGUUUUGUAUAGAACUUUAGUUUACCGGACGGCAAACGUUUCCACUAGUCAUACACAUACAUGAACAAGUUUUUUAAAGAACGACAGCCAGGUAAACAAAGAAAAAAGCUGAAACGAGAGAAAGAAUGUCGCCGAGGAGAACGAGAAGAGGUACUAUAAGAGAAAAUAUUACUGAGAUAUGUAAUGAUAAUAGUUUGAAGUCUACUUCUAAAAUACUUCGAAGUACUUACAGAACUAACAAAAGUCAAACUAUUAAAGGUUCGGAAGAAGAAAUUGAUAAUCCUGUAGAAGUUACUAGUUUGUUGGAUAAUACUGUUAGUUUUGUAAACGAUACUUCAUUAAAUUCGAGAAAACGAAAGAGACAAGCUGAUACAGCAUCAACGAGUCAAGAUGAAUUGUUAAAUUUGACUACUGAAGAAUCAAAGAAUAAAUCAAAGACUAAAAAAAAACAUGUAAAAACUCCACACUCUACAAAGAAAGUUAAAAGUGACAAAUCUCAAAUAAUAGAUGUGAAUUUACAUAUUGUUAAAGAUGAAUCUUCUAAUAUAAAAACUCAAAAGGAAAAAAGACAAGUAUCUUAUAGUAUUAAUAAUUUAACUAGUAAAUACGAAGAAAUUCCAGAGAUGGUAUCAAGAAAGAAAUUGAAAUCGGAUAAAGAUAAUUCGUAUAGACAUAAGAAAGAAUAUAAGACACCAGAGAAAUCUCACAAAGCAUUACUUAAUAAUGUUAAAUCAACAGAAAAAGAGGUUACUCCAAAAAGUAGUCCUAUCAAUGUUUCUCUUACACCGCAUCGUUCUACAAAAACUCCUAAAAAAUCUCCAAUAAAUUUGGGAUCUCCCAAGACGCAUGCACAUGAUUCUUUUAAGCUAUUAAAUGUACAAAGAAAGUUAUCUAUUGUUGAUUCGCCGUCUUCUUCAGAAAACUCAAAUCAUUCAUUGAAGCUACUUAAUUCUUCUAAUUUGGAGAAUAGCUCUUUUGAAAAUACAAAUAUAAGUCACAAAAAGACAACGUCAUUGUUAUUAAAACCAUCUUCGAGUAAAAAAAAAUCGAUUUCACCUGUAUUUAAAGUAAGACCAAGAUUUUCUAAAUCUCCAAAAAUUGUUUUAAGAACUCCAAAAUCUAAAUCAACAAAGUCAAUGAAAACAUCGACAUCCAAAAAAGCUUUGAAAAAAUCAUCCGUUUCACCAUCGAAAUCUAAAAAAAAAACCAUAAUUAAUGAAUCAUUAAAUUCCGUAAAAACUCCAGCUGAAAGUGUAAAAUUGAAAAAAACACAAAAAUUUGAUUUAGAAAAAGUAUCGAAGUCAUUAGUCAAAACUAAAGACUUGUCUGAAACAGAAACAUCGCCAAAUCCUGAAUCACCAAUUAAAACUAUGAAAACAACCAAAUCUAAUUCAUCGUCGAAAUCAAAAGAAUCAAACAAAUCAAUAAAAUCAGCGAAAAAAGAAUCAAAACUAUCACCUCUAAACUCUUCUAAUAUAAUUUUUACAAAGUCUAAGAGGCUAUUGAAUAUUACACCCUUAAGUUCCAAGAAAAUGCCUAAAAUUAUUUUAUCAACUAAAAAAUCAUCCAAAUCCAAGGCAUCGGCAAAGAAAUCAAGAAAAUCUUUAUCGCCAGCUAAAAAAUCAAGCAUAUCUGUAUCAUCGACAAGGAAAUCGAGAAUAUCUGUAUCACCAACAAAGAAAUCAAGAAUAUCUGUAUCACCAACAAAGAAAUCAAGAAUAUCUGUAUCACCAGCAAAGAAAUCAAAAAUAUCUGUAUCACCAGCAAAAAGAUCAAGAAAAUCGGUAUCACCAGAAAAGAAAUCAAGAGGAUCAGUAUCACCAGCAAAAAGUUCAAGAAGAUCUGUAUCGCCGGCAAAAAAAUCAAGAAGAUCGGUAUCACCAGCAAAAAGAUCAAGAAAAUCGGUAUCACCGGCAAAAAAAUCAAGAAAAUCGGUAUCACCAGAAAAGAAAUCAACAAGAUCUGCAUCAUCAGCAAAGAAAUCAAGAAGAUCAGUAUCACCAGCAAAGAAAUCAAAAAUAUCUGUAUCACCAGCAAAAAGAUCAAGAAAAUCGGUAUCACCAGAAAAGAAAUCAACAAGAUCUGCAUCAUCAGCAAAGAAAUCAAGAAGAUCAGUAUCACCAGCAAAGAAAUCAAGAGGAUCGGUAUCACCAGCAAAGAAAUCAAGAGGAUUGGUAUCACCAGCAAAGAAAUCAAGAAUAUCUAUAUCACCAACAAAGAAAACAAGAAGAUCCAUAUCAUCAGUAAAGAAAUCAAGAAGAUCUGUAUCACCAGCCAAACAAUCAAAAUCUAUAUCACCUGUAAAGAGAUCAAGUAGAUCUGUGUCGCCGGCAAAGAAAUUACUAUCUGUGUCACCAGCAAAAAAAUCAAGAAAAUCUGUAUCACCAGCAAAUAAAGCAUCUAAAUCUGUUUCACCAUUAAAGAAAUUGAAUAAAUCACCUAAAAUUGCUUCUCCGUUAAAAGUGGCUGACAUAUCAGCAAAUCUGUCUAUAAAAAAAUCUGUUAAUGAGUUUAUGAAUUAUUCAUUUUUAUCAUCUAUGUGUCCAAAAGUAGUUGUAAAUAAACUUUCCUCUCCAGUAUUGAGAAAUUCAAUUUUAACUGCAAGACGAAACCAACCUACUAUAAACUUAAUACCUGUAGAUCAUGUUAUUAAAAGCUCGUUUAAUUUGGAUAAUCAGAAAGUGCCAUUCAGUGAUUAUAAGAGUUUAUCUUCUAUAAAUGAUCGAUCUGUCUUAGAAAAUUCUAGUUUAAAUCAAGAUUCAUCAAUUGAGAGUUUGAAGAAAAUAAAUUCAAAUUCAAAGACUACAAAUACUUUAACACCUAAACAAAAGAUUAAACGUUUGUUAAGUUUAUCAUCUGAUAAAAAAAUAUUAAGACAAUUAAGUAGUUCCAUCGUGUUAAAUGGAUCUUCAACGCCAAAACCUAAAGCUGUUAAAAGAUUAAAUAAUCAAUCAAACAUUAAAAUACAUCAGCCAUUAAUAGAAGAUCAAUCAGAACCAUCUUCAAAUGAAACGUCGCUUAUAAAUAUGAGUGAUGUUUUUGAUUUGGAUGGCUCAGAAAAAGAUAUUACGUUCGAAAUUAAUAAAACUAAUUUAGACAAAAGAAAAUCCUUGCAAGACGUAAAUGUGUUUCAAAAGAGUAGUAAGAAUAAUACAUUUGAAAUCAUUAAAGAUACUUCAAGUGAAACUAAAGUAAAAUCUAUAAAAGAUGAUACUUAUGAGUUGGAAACAUCACAAAUUGGGUUAGAAAUGGAAUCAGAUAAAAAAAUAUUGAAUGAAAUAAAUAUAAAUGAAGAAUCCGAGUCUAAGAAAAGUUGUAGAGUACAUUUUGCUAAUUCUAAUUUACAGAUUCAAGCAAAUGCUAUAAAUAGAAUAGGUACACCUGGCCACGCAAUUCAGCAAAAUAAAAUAUCAACAUCAAUAAGCAAAACUCCUACUCGUAAAUCAUUUAUUAAUAAAAUAGACCAUCGGAAAAGUGUGGGUUCUGCGUCUAAGUUACAGGUCAAAACACCUAUGAAUACACCUUUAAAUAAAAGACUAUCUAAUUCAUUAUCAAAUACAAAAUCUAAAAAAAGUAUUCACGAAGCACAAAUUGCUUCGGUUAAUCGCCUAAGUAGGCCAAAGCCAAUCAUAAAUUCCGAAAAAAAAUUAGGUACAAAAACACCAGUGACUAGGAAAAUUCCUAAUUUUGCUGACAUUCACCAGAAAAAUUUUGAAAAAAUGGAAUCAUUAAUAGACUUAAAGAAAAGAAUUGAAAAAAGACAUUUAACAAUAAAUACUGCCACAUCAAGUGCAAAGAAAAUACUUGCAACAAAGUAUCAAAAUGGAAGUAAUAAACUAGCUCCAUUGGAUUCAACAAAUGGUAUCUACAAUAAAUUUGGAUUUAAGCUAAGAAAGAAUGAUGCUGUUAGCAUGAUUUCUAGGAAACAGGCGGGUAUUGUAGAAUCAAGAGAACAAAAGCGAGAAGAUGCAAGAAAUAUUCUUAAAGGUGUGCGAAUGAAUCGACGUUUUGAAUUACAAAUGAAAUCUCGUAUAAAAAAUUCGUAAUAAGAUAUAAUUCUCAUUAUUAUUUUUUAAAGAAAUUGUACUUUUCAUGUAAAUAUAAAUAACUAUUUACAAUUCUAUAUACUUCUACCAUUGAAGAGUUAUUUAAUAAUAUUUAGUUUGAUAUUACCAAUACACGGUAGUUUUUUCUUAUUGAGAACAACAAUUAAUUGUGCUGAUUAAUAAUUUUAGGAAUAUAAUUUUGGCUUUAAGUUUUAAAAUAAGAUAAGCUUGUGCGUAAUUUAAUUUAAAAUAUCAGAAUGAUGUGAUUUUUCUAACAUCAAAUAUUUCCUUUGACAAUGACGUAGCAUGUAUAAAGGAUAUUUUGUUUAAAAAUUGUAAAAAAUGUUACGCACUAGUCCUGUAGUUAAGGAUUUAAUUAGUUUACAUAAUAUGUAUAUCAAUAGGCUUAUUAUUAAUUAUUAUUUGUAAAAAAGUACUGAACUUGUCUUAAAAAAAGAAACAAAUAAGUACAUUUUUUAUUGAAUUAUAGAAUACCCGUGUACUAGUAUGCAUUUUCAAUAAAUUACUGCAAUAAAG
Ceratosolen solmsi marchali is the source of this 4584-nucleotide messenger RNA. RefSeq names its product serine/arginine repetitive matrix protein 2-like. Bases 127 to 4047 code for a protein of 1306 amino acids. The record is from RefSeq and is a predicted model, not a curated record. The transcript has 6 exons. NCBI's taxonomy places the organism in Eukaryota, Metazoa, Arthropoda, Insecta, Hymenoptera, Agaonidae.